AUGUCUUUGGUAACGGGAGCUGCUACGUACAAGAAAAAGUCCGGUAUUAUUACCAUUUAUGAAGAUAGAUCACCUGCCAUAUUGCUAUGGAAAGCUGCUGAUAGUGCUGUUGCAAUUCCUUCAGUGGAGAUUGUAUUGACCACUAUUUCACAUCUUCAGGCAACUCCUGCAAACUCUGAAAAGAUGAUGUUAAAGAUUAUUACAAAACAAACAGAGGCUGCUGAACCUGUGAAUCAAGUUUUCGGUUUCAAUAAUAGAAUAGUUAUGGAUAAUAUUAAAGAAUCAUUACAACAAAUAGUGGCGAGACAUAAAUCUGCUAUCCAAGCCGCAAAGACUGCAAGUGAAAGUCCAGCUCCAGAAAAACCUUUAAUCAAUACAACUUUCCUUGAUGAUGCCUUGGAUUCAAAGAAACUUUUGAAAAAUCAUCAAUUACAACAGAAAUUACUACUGGAGAAUAAACAACUAAUGUCUACAUUCAAAGAAGCAGUCAUGAAUCAGGGAUUAGAUCCAGCUGAGUUCUGGACAACAAGAGUCCAUUUAUUAAGAGCAUUUGCAUUAUCAAACUCACAAAAAAGAGGACCAUAUAAUGUUUUGAGUACAAUCAAACCAACUGCAACAAGUGAUAAUCAAGUCAAUGUCUCGGUUACUCGUGAAAAAAUUCAUGCUAUUUUUGAACAAUAUCCUGUUGUUAGAAAAGCAUACGAUGAUAAUGUACCGAGAUUAAGUGAAGGUGAAUUUUGGUCAAGAUUUUUCAGUUCUAAAUUAUUCAGAAAAUUAAGAGGUGAAAAAAUCAAUAACAAUGCUAGAGGUGAUUUAAUCUUGGAUAAAUAUAUAAAUAUGGAUGUUGAUUAUGAAAAACAUGAAGAUGAAACAUUAGAUCAUAAAGUUAAUAAAACUAUUGAUUUGGCUGGUAAUAAAGAGGAUGAUUCUACUAAAUUAGGUAAUGGACCUGAUAUGACAAUGAAACCUAAUGCAGUACCAGAAACAAUUUCUGUACUAAAGAGUAUGAACAGGCUAAGUCAAAAAAUGGUUAAUAGUUUAGAACAUGAAUAUUCAAGAUCAGCAACCCCUGGAGUGGAAAAGAGUAAAGAAGAACUCGAAAAUGAACGUAUUAGAGAAGAGUUACUAUUCAAAGACUUAGAACAACCAGAACAUACAGAAUAUGCAGAAAUUGCAUUGAAACCAGAAAAUGAAACAAGAGAAAUUAAAAAAAUCAAACCACCAACAAGGGCAGAAUAUGCAAAUUAUACUGAAAAUUUGAGAACCCAAGUUGAUACACCAUUAAAUUUACAAAGUCUUUUAUCUGAUGAAAGAAAAAGACAUAUUGAAGAUGCAUCAUCUGCUGUUUUGAAAUCUGUUAGAACUAAUUCCAAACAAUCAAAACAAAGUUGGCAAGUUUAUCGCUCAUUAGAGGAACAAGCAAAUCAUCAAGUCCUUGAUGAAUCAGAUGAAACUGUUGAUAAAGCCUUAAUGGAACAACUAAGAAUAACACAUGGUACUUCUGUUGAAUUCUUGAGACAUUUUUGGUUACAUUUUUCAUCUGGAGAUCCAUCACAGGCAAAUAAUAUUAAAAGUCUUUACAAUAGUUUAUUAAAAUCUCAAGAAAGAAUUAAAGUUGCAUUAGAACAAAUUAAAGAUGAAAAAUCUAAACAACAAUCAAUUGGUUAUAUGAAACCUUUGAAUGAAUCUUUAGCCGCGGCUACUUCAAGAUAUAAACAAGCGCUAAGCGAAGCAAGUACAUAG
Molecule: messenger RNA, 1743 nt
Organism: Hansenula ciferrii
Lineage: Eukaryota; Fungi; Ascomycota; Saccharomycetes; Phaffomycetales; Wickerhamomycetaceae
Gene: TFB1
Product: TFIIH/NER complex subunit TFB1
Exons: 1
Coding region: 1-1743 (580 amino acids)
Biological process (GO): transcription by RNA polymerase I; nucleotide-excision repair; transcription by RNA polymerase II
Cellular component (GO): transcription factor TFIIH holo complex; transcription factor TFIIH core complex
Source: RefSeq, a predicted model, not a curated record